Messenger RNA from Diaporthe batatas, 2380 nucleotides. RefSeq lists its product as uncharacterized. The coding region runs from base 432 to 2003 and encodes 523 amino acids. Gene Ontology annotation, molecular function: ammonium channel activity. Lineage: Eukaryota; Fungi; Ascomycota; Sordariomycetes; Diaporthales; Diaporthaceae. The transcript is spliced from 3 exons. The record is from RefSeq and is a predicted model, not a curated record. Gene Ontology annotation, biological process: ammonium transmembrane transport. Gene Ontology annotation, cellular component: plasma membrane.
UUUUCUUCCUAUCGCCUUCCUGGAUCAAGCCUCACGACCUGCACCCAGCAUCGGGACCAGGGCCCCCUGUGCUGAGUCUCCCACGCAUCACUCUUCUUCCCGGCCCACUGCAAAUCCACAAGAUCACCAAGAAACGCAGGCCUGGUCCAGCUUGUUAGCUUUCAUAUAUUACUACUCUGCUUCCUCCUCCACCACCCGUGGCGUGCCCUGGUCUUUUGUCCUCUCCCUCCUGGCUCUGUCGAACCGCUCUCCGGACCCGCUCAGAUAUACCACAAAGCUAAAGGGGAAAGCGAACCUUGCCCGACACCUGUUUUCUAACCCAGGCACCGCCCUCACACCCGCCAUCGCCCUCCCCUCCCCCGGGCCGACAAUCCAGUCGCGAGAGACUGUCAGCUUCACCGCAGGCAAACCUCCCACUCACCCCCGGCACCAUGUCGUACUCAUGGAUCGGGGCGCCGGCCGUCUUCAAUGGCACCAACGAGGAGACCGGUGGUGAUUCUGCCACCGAGAACCUGAACCAGUGGUACCAGUCCGGCGACCAGGCCUUCAUCAUCGUGGCCUCGUGCAUGGUUUUGAUCAUGAUGCCCGGCAUUGCCUUUCUCUACUCCGGCCUCGCUCGAAGGAAAUCCGCCCUCUCCAUGAUCUGGGUCGUCAUGAUGUCCUUCUCUGUAAUCAUUUUCCAGUGGUACUUCUGGGGCUACUCGCUCGCCUUCAGCUCUGUCGCCACCAACGGCUUUAUCGGCGACCUACACCACUUCGGCCUCAUGAACACCCUCGCCAUGCCCUCGCCGGGCUCGCCCCUGAUCCCCGAGCUCCUGUACUCCUUCUACCAGAUGCAGUUUUGCGCCGUCACCGGCGCCCUCGUUGUCGGCGCCACCGCCGAGCGCGGCCGCGUCCUCCCAGCCAUGGUCUUCACCUUCUUCUGGGCCACCCUCGUCUACUGCCCCAUCGCCUGCUGGGUCUGGAACGUCAACGGCUGGGCCUUCAACUACGGCGUCCUUGACUACGCCGGCGGCGGCCCCGUCGAGAUCGGUUCCGGCAUGUCGGCCCUCGCCUACUCCUGGGUCCUCGGGCGUCGGAACGAGAAGAUGAUGCUCAACUUCCGCCCCCACAACAUCUCCCUGAUCCUGCUGGGCACCAUCCUCCUCUGGUUCGGCUGGCUCGGCUUCAACGGGGGCUCCGCCUUUGGUGCCAACCUCCGCGCCACCAUGGCCUGUUGGAACUCGUGUCUGACCGCCAUGUUCGCCGCCAUGACCUGGUGCCUCCUCGAUUUCCGCCUGGCCAAGAAAUGGUCCCUCGUCGGGUGGUGCUCGGGUACCAUCUCCGGCCUCGUGGCCGCGACCCCAGCGUCUGGCUUCAUCCCGCCGUGGGCGUCUGUCGUCCUCGGUGUGGUUACCGGUGUGUGCUGUAACUUUGGCACCAAGAUCAAGUUCCUGGUCGGAAUCGACGACUCCCUGGAUGUUUUUGCCGAGCACGGCAUCGGCGGUAUCGUGGGUCUCAUCUUCAACGCUCUCUUUGGCGCCGGAUACAUCAUCGGCCUGGAUGGUGUCAACACCGGCGUCAUCACGGGCGGCUGGCUUGACCACAACUACAAGCAGCUGUACAUCCAGAUCGCGUACGUCGUGGCAUGCUCAGGCUAUGCCUUUGUAGUGUCCGCCAUCAUUGCCAAGAUCAUCGAUCUCAUCCCUGGGCUGAAGCUCCGGGCCAGCGAGGAGGCUGAGUUGCUGGGUAUGGACGACGACCAGCACGGCGAGUUCGCCUACGACUACGUCGAGGUCCGCCGAGACUUCCUGGCCUGGACACCUGCGCAACAGGAGCAACGUAUUGAUGGCGUCGGCCUGGUCCCUCAACACGGCAUCGAGGAGCACCAAAUGUUGGCGAACGGCACCGCCUCGGCCUCCAGGGGCAGCGAGGAGGCUGAGAAGCGGGCUGUCGGGUCGUCGGAUCGAUCCAACAACGAGCGGUCGAUCAACGAGAGGUCCAACAACGACAGGCCGCAAUAAAGGGCAGUUCGUGUGUUUGAUUUUCGUUGUUCGGCUUUUUUUUUUUUUUUUAAUAAUACGUGAUGAUACUUGAGAGAAGAUUGGUCAUUCGGUUUGGAGCAGCGUGCCUAAGGAUAGAGAACACCUGGGAUGGAUUUUACUUGGCAUCGGGCGCGGUUGGGCUUUGUGUGUUCUCAUCUUUGUUUUGCUUUUUCGGCGGACUCAUCGAAGCAGGGGUUACAAAAGUUCGAGUGGGUGCUUGUGCUUUCAGGCUCGUGCCUUUCACCACUCGAGCAGGUGGACCAUUCUCGGUCAACCAUUGCCGAGGGUUUUUCACGGGGACAGCGCGGAUUUUUGUCUAGGACGAUUUCAAUUAUACCCAUUUUGUCCCCCCACAA